This is a messenger RNA of Musa acuminata AAA Group (dessert banana), 767 nucleotides long. RefSeq names its product superoxide dismutase [Cu-Zn] 2-like. The record is from RefSeq and is a predicted model, not a curated record. NCBI's taxonomy places the organism in Eukaryota, Viridiplantae, Streptophyta, Magnoliopsida, Zingiberales, Musaceae. Gene Ontology annotation, molecular function: copper ion binding. The transcript is spliced from 7 exons. Gene Ontology annotation, biological process: superoxide metabolic process. Bases 73 to 555 code for a protein of 160 amino acids.
UAUUUUUUUCUGUGUCAAAUAAAAGAAAAUAAAAGGAUAGGUGGAGGGGAAGUGCGCCGGAGCGGUCGAAGAAUGGCAACGGGAGGCAAUCUGAAGGGCGUGGCGAUCGUCAGCGGCGGCGACGCCGUCCGAGGUUCUCUUCACUUCAUCCACGACACGUCCACCGGGUACACGCAUGUGAGGGGGAAGAUCAGCGGACUCGCGCCUGGUCUCCAUGGCUUCCACAUCCAUUCUUUUGGUGAUACCACCAACGGCUGCAACUCCACUGGACCUCAUUUUAAUCCGCUGAAUAAAUCUCAUGGGGCUCCACGUGAUGAGGAACGUCAUGCGGGUGACCUGGGAAACAUUGUAGCCAACCAAGAUGGAGUAGCUGAAGUAUACUUGAAAGAUCUACAGAUUCCUUUAUGCGGACCAAAUUCAAUUUUGGGAAGGGCAGUCGUGGUUCAUGCUGAUCCUGAUGACCUAGGCAGAGGAGGUCACCAACUCAGUAAAUCCACUGGUAACGCGGGCGCCAGAAUCGGAUGCGGAAUCAUUGGUCUUCAGUCGGCAGUUUGAUGAUGGUUUAUACAUAUGCACGAACCACUGUCAUGGUUUCUCUCUACUGCCUUUAGAAGACGCAAAACAAUUACCAUGGGCCAGCCGGUACUUGUGAAUAAGUAAACUGAAACAUGCUCGUAAAAUUUCAUAGACCUCUUGUAAUGAUGAGCAUAUUGAUUACUGCUGCAAAUUAAGUUCAAGAAAUUGCAAGUUAAUGGCUUGGAACUCCA